GGUUCAACAGCUCAUAGGCUCUUUUCCAUUCCAGUUGUUGAGGAUGGUAAAGAGUCAAUCAUUGAAUGCCCUCUCAAGAUGGUUGAUGACAGAUGGGGGCUCUUAAAAGAAGUUGAAUUGAUCAUUUGGGAUGAAAUUAGUGCCCAAUCAAACCAAUGUAUCGAGGCUGCUGAUAGACUCUUGAGGAAGAUUAAAGAUAAACCUGAAGUACCAUUUGGUGGAAUUGUUUUGCUCUUGAGUGGUGAUUUCCGUCAAUGUUUACCAGUGAUUCAAGGAAGUACUAACCAAGAAGUUAUC
This is a messenger RNA of Williopsis jadinii, 297 nucleotides long. RefSeq lists its product as uncharacterized. The annotation marks the transcript as partial. Gene Ontology annotation, biological process: telomere maintenance; DNA repair. Lineage: Eukaryota; Fungi; Ascomycota; Saccharomycetes; Phaffomycetales; Wickerhamomycetaceae. The transcript has a single exon. Gene Ontology annotation, molecular function: DNA helicase activity. The record is from RefSeq and is a predicted model, not a curated record.